This is a messenger RNA of Pseudozyma flocculosa PF-1, 2787 nucleotides long. RefSeq lists its product as uncharacterized. The record is from RefSeq and is a predicted model, not a curated record. NCBI's taxonomy places the organism in Eukaryota, Fungi, Basidiomycota, Ustilaginomycetes, Ustilaginales, Ustilaginaceae. Gene Ontology annotation, molecular function: structural constituent of nuclear pore. Gene Ontology annotation, biological process: protein import into nucleus; poly(A)+ mRNA export from nucleus. Bases 1 to 2787 code for a protein of 928 amino acids. The transcript is spliced from 4 exons. Gene Ontology annotation, cellular component: nuclear pore.
AUGAACGACUACCUCAUGGACGUGCAGCCGCGAUCGCUCUCGGAGCUGGCACAGCAGUCCAACAAACUCACAAACCACCUCGGCCGCUCAGACGUCCCACAGAUCCAGCUCCCCAUCGACCAGGUCGCAGAUCAGACCCGGAAACUCGCAGCCGGCCACCUCCGCGCUGGCUCAGCGCAGCCCUCGGAUGCCAGAGCCCACUACUUCCUCGCAAACGGUGGCAUCGACGCCGCAGAGCUCGCAGAGACGAUCAACGCGGCCAACAUCGCCAACACCUUUGAGCCCCUGCAGCCAGUCUACGACACCGAUGUCGAGAGCUACCUCAAGCACGAGCACGAGCAGGUCAUCCUCGGAGCCAUCGAAGAGGGGCGGCGCGAGACGCUCAACGACUUCCACCGCAACCUGGACCGCACCAUGCACCGCGACUGGGAACGCCAGAAGCGCAAGAUCCUCGAGGAGCUCGGCCAGCACCAGCCCAGCUCCGCCGCCGACCGCGCUGGCGAUUUCGACCUCGCCCGCUCCCGCUCCGGCUUCGGCGCAUCCACCUCCGCAUAUACCCUCUCGCAGUCGACCGGCCCGGGUGCGACGUUCGGCGCGAGCCUCGGCGCUGGCGGCGGCGGGGCAUCCAUGUCGCAGAUGCACGGCAAGAUGGUGCGGUACGAGAUGGUCGUCUCCCGCCUCAACUCGUCCCGGCUCGAGGGCUACAACCUCGCCGUGGCCCACGCCUUCAUGGAUGCCGUCCGCGGGCUGGCCGAGGACCCCAAGCAGAAGCAGCUCCACGACUGCUGGCAGGCCAUUGCCCACAUUGUGCGCGAGCAGGAUGUCCGGGAUGGCGAGUUCACCACCAAGGCCAUCCAGGAGAGGCAGUACGCCUCGGCCUACGUCGACCCGGCCAACUGGAACGGCGUCGAGGGCGUGUCGCUUCGCAGGAACAUCGUCGACGGCGCCAAGGCGUACCUCGAGGAGCAGUUCCUCGCGCACAUGGAGCAGACCAUCGCCGCCCGCCCGGUGCAGGCGCAGCGCGGAGGCGUGCCGACCAACCGAUCGACGGUGGGCGCCUACCUCCGCGUGCAGCACCUCACCUCCGCCGGCCAGUGGCGCAACGACCUGGCCAAGGAGCUCGACCAGCAGACGGGCACGCCGCUCUGGGCCACCAUCUAUCACCUGCUGCGCGUCGGCAAGACGUCCGAGGCGCUCGACUGCGCCGCCGACAACGAGAACCGCAUCCGUGCCACCGACCCGUCAUUCCUAGCCUACUUCAAGGCGUGGGCCGACAGCCCGGAGCGCCGGCUGCCGCGGCUGCUGCGGGACCGCUUCGUGGCCGAGUACAACUCGCGCUUCCGCAGCAUCCCCGAGGGCCACGACCCCUACAAGCUGUCGCUCUACAAGCUCAUCGGCCGCAUCGACGUGGCCAAAAAGUUCCCGACGCUGCUGGCCUCGAGCACCGAGAACUGGCUCUGGCUCCAGCUGAGCAUGGUGCGCGAGGCGCUCGACGACGAGUCCGACGCCCAAGACUCGGUCCGCGACCGCUACACGCUGGCCGACCUGGGCGCCAAGCUGGAAAAGUACGGCGAGGCGCACUUUGACCCCAAGGGCAACCGCCCGCUCCACUACUUCCAAAUCCUGCUGCUCUGCGGGCAAUUUGAGAAGGCGGUCGCCUUCCUGUUCUCGCGCUCGGUCCACCAGGUCGACGCGGUCCACUUUGCCGUCGGCCUGGCCUACUACGGCCUGCUGCGCGUGCCCUCGGCGGCCGCCUCGUCGCAGGUCGACUGCCUGUCGAUCGAACAGGACGCGGCGACGGGCCAGCCGAUCGCCUACCUCGACUUUGCCAAGCUGGUGCAGCGCUACGUCCGCCUGUUUGCGCAGUCGUCGCGCCGCGACGCGCUGCAGUACCUCUACCUCAUCUGCCUCAACGCCGAUGCGCCGGAGCCCGUGGGCUCGGAGCAGGUGCAGCGGUGCCACGACCUGAUCCGCGGGCUGGUGCUCGACGCCCACCCGACCGAGUUCCAGGAGUUGCUGGGCGACCUGCGCACCAACGGCGUCAAGACGCCCGGUUUUAUUGAGCGCAACCUGCCGCUGAUCCGGAUCAAGGACGAGCGCGAGUUUCUGUCGACGAUUGUCAAGGUGGCGGCGACGCAGUGCGAGCUGGCGCACCGCACCGAGUCGGCCAUCCUGCUCUACAACCUGGCGGGCGAGCGGGACACGGUGGUGGCGGUGCUCAACAAGGAGCUGGGCGCGCGGCUGACGGAGCCGUCGAGCUCGUCCGAGUGGCAGUCGGGCGGCCUGACGUCGGGCGCGUCGUUUUCGGCGGCGGGCAACCUGGUGACGCUGGCGUCGGCCAUCCUCGAAACCUACGAGAAGCAGUUUGGCUACACGGGCCGCAACCGCGACACGUGCCGGUGCCUGCUGGAGCUGAAAAAGGGCUUUGGCCUGUACAGCGACGAGCACUUUGUGCAGGCGCUGCAGACGAUUGAGGCGCUGCGGCUGCUUCCGAUCGACGCCGAGUCGCGCAAGGACAUUGUGGCCAUCACGCGCAAGGCCGAGGAGUUCAAGGAGGUCGACGAAAACGUGGCGCGCAACCUCGACGCCAUUGCCAUUAUGACGAUGCAGACCCUGUACGAGCUGCACAAGGCGCUCAAGGAGUCGGUCCACCGCAGCGGCACGGCGGCCAUGGAGCAGUACAGAGCGCAGGCGAGGGCGCUGAUGAUGUGGGCGGGCAUGCUGCGCUUCCGGAUGAGCAGCGAGACCUACAGCCAGCUGACCAGGCUAGACGUCUUUAUCCACUAA